Messenger RNA from Symbiodinium sp. CCMP2592, 516 nucleotides. The record is from the annotation of a GenBank genome assembly. Lineage: Eukaryota; Dinophyceae; Suessiales; Symbiodiniaceae.
AUGUGGAAGCUUUCGGUUGGCUUGAGGGCAGGAAAUGCUCCAGAGGUCUGUCCACGACUGAGAGCCCUGUGCGAUCAUGCUGGCGUUCGGGGCGAUGUUGUCAACAGGCUCGAUGCUGCGCUCAGCCGACUACCAAAAGCGGAGAAAGGCAUGCAAGCCUUGGAACAAAUCUUGGCCAAGGCUGCUGAGGAUGAGAAGGACCUCACCGAAGUUGUGCUGCAGCAGGCUGACCUCAUGGAAACUUUCAGAUUCCACGCAGAGGAGCUUUGUGACCCCGAAAUCUGGGAAACCGUUUGCAGCCUGGACAUGAAGAUGGCUGCCCGGAUCAUUGAGCUUGUGAAGCUGCGUGGGAAGCCGGCGUUGCAGGUGUUUAAAGAGAGCAUGAAGUUCACAUCCGAUGUGGUGGGCUUGCUUGCCGACUUGGAGCAUGGGCCGGGAUCACCCAAGCGUAGCCGCUCACCGCCGGCAGCAAAAUCGGCGUCGCGACGCAGCAAGAAGCGCAAUGUUUUGCCGUGA